Spirometra erinaceieuropaei is the source of this 2562-nucleotide messenger RNA. NCBI's taxonomy places the organism in Eukaryota, Metazoa, Platyhelminthes, Cestoda, Diphyllobothriidea, Diphyllobothriidae. The record is from the annotation of a GenBank genome assembly.
AUGGAGAGCAGCCCCAGCUCUUCGAAACGUCAGCCAGAAAAGUCCCCGGAUCCGGUGAGCAAUUCAUUCUCCUCAGAUUACCGACCCGGAUCUCUUACUUUUUCUAACCUGAGCUCAAGUGUUGAGCCCUCAGUGCUCCGUGCAGCGCGCCGUUGGGAGAAAUUCGCCCUACGGACCGCGUCAACACAAGCGCAAUUGCACUUUCUUCAUCGCUGCCUUGACCAACAAUUGACUCCAAAAUGUGUCAUCUAUAAGCCGCCUGUGAAUUCAACCUUGGCAAGGGAGACUUUGGCGCGACACGGCAGAAGAAUGACUAGAGUACUUAUACAUGAUUGCCAUCAAAGACUGCAACGUUACAGCCUAGAAAUUGCUCAAUCUAAAUCAUAUUUCGAGGCAACUACUGGUGAAGCAUCGAAGGACAUUGAGGAAACCAUUCUCAAUCAUGUUCGAAAGGUACGAGCCAAAAAGAACAAAGAAUUAUCAGUAAAAUUGGCCAAACUGAGACCAGUUCGCUCAGAUCACUCGUCGGGCGACCUUGUCCACAACCUUUCUUCUAAAUCCCUCACCAGCACACAACUUGCAGUCCUGGGACGUGGAGCCACUUUCAACACAGCAGACGCUGCACCCCCAGAGUUCAUUGCCGCUUUUGAAUCUGUUCUUCAGCUAACACAAACGUCAGAAGAGACGAAGGAGUUGAUCCGUCACAAAACCUCCUCUUUGUUAAUGCAACAUAAGAAGAGCGAAACUCUUAGUAAGGCAGAACAGCAAGCAUUAAAAAGCCUAAAAGCGGAUAAAGACAUAAUCAUCCUGCCGGCUGACAAAGGCCGUUCCACAGUAGUGCUUGACAAAUCCGAUUACCAGAAGAAAGCUUUGAGUCUACUCGACGACACACAGUCCUAUAAACUUUGUCCAGCAAGUGAGAUGAAAAAUCUGCUUACUCAAAUAAACAAAAGCCUGGCAAAACUCAGAGCGAAUGGAGCAAUCACAGCUAAAGAUUGGUUUCUUAUGAAACCCUCUGACUCUGCCGCCGCGCGGUUUUAUGGUCUUCCGAAGGUACACAAAGCUAACAUACCUCUUAGACCCAUCGUCUCCCUACGUGGUACUCCUACAUACGGUUUGGCAAAAUGGAUGUUUGCUCGUCUUAAGUUCCUGGCAGAAGGAUCGCCAACAACAGUCGUCUCUGCUAAUCAGUUCCUUGAACGUUUAAAACAUCUGAAACUAGAGCCAGAUGAAUCCAUGGUAUCGUUUGAUGUCGUUUCACUCUUUACCUCCAUUCCACAACAACUAGCGAUUGACGUUGUGAGACAACUCCUGGCUGACCGCUACAACGAGAGAGACAAUCCCCUGAAGACCGAACAUCUCGUGGAGCUCUUACGCUAUUGCCUAAAAACAUAUUUCACCUUUGGUGGACAAAUGUAUGAACAAAUCAAAGGCACCCCUAUGGGCUCCCCCAUAUCAGGGCUGAUUGCUGAAGUGGUUCUUCAACGGAUAGAACACUUGGUGUUCACCAAGUAUCAACCAAAGUUCUGGGCUCGUUACGUCGAUGACACCUUCGCCAUUGUCAAAUCAUCUGACGUGGAGCACCUUAAAGAAUUACUGAACUCGGUUGAUCAGAAUAUCCAAUUCACGAUGGAAGCCGAAACAAACAACCAACUUCCCUUCCUCGAUGUCCUUGUGCGUCGGUGUGCAACUGGAGAAUUACAAACUACCGUUUUCAGAAAAGCCACCAACACAAGACAAAUACUGCACUUCAACAGCAAUCACCCCCUCUCUCACAAACGCAGCUGUGUCCGUACUCUGUUCCAAAGAGUUGAAACACACUGCAGCACACCAGCCGACAAAAGAGUUGAACGACAAUAUCUUCAUGAUCUCUUUCAAACCAAUGGAUACCCAAGCCACUUCAUCAAGCAAAGCAAGCGCCGAGUGAACAGACGACGGCCACAAGAAGAACAACCCGAAGUCUGGAGGGCUAUUCCUUACAUUAAAGGAGUCUCCGAAGCGGUUUCAAGACUGCUACAACCCGCCAGGGUAGGUAUUGCCCAUCGAUCCCAGGCAACAAUUCGUCGCCGUUUGAUGCAACCCAAAGACAUACUGCCACCCACUGAAACCUCAGCAGUUGUCUAUCAAAUACGUUGUAAGGAUGGAGACUGCAACUACGUUGGGGAAACCGGACGGAAAUUGCAGACCCGCCUACAUGAGCACAAACUGGCAACACGGAGACUAGACCCAAACUCACAGCUUGCGGCUCACAUCGGAGAAGCUGGUCACAGUUUUGAUUUUCAAGGAGCAGCCGUCAUAGGCAGGGGCACCUCAAAGACUGAGCGUCUCACUCUUGAGGCUUGGUACUCAGAUGCCAACUCCAUCAACAGGCAUCUAGACCUUCCUUCGGCCUAUAAAGUCCUACGUCACUUCAUACACCGUGACGAAGACAAGACAAUCACACGGAGCCUAAGAAUGCCGAGCAAACACGGCCUGUCGACCACUUCACCCAAAAGGGGAAAGCAAACGCAACCAACCCCAAUUGAGGUGACGACACGUAGUACAGGAGGCCACAAACAUUAA